Closterium sp. NIES-67 is the source of this 1989-nucleotide messenger RNA. The record is from the annotation of a GenBank genome assembly. Lineage: Eukaryota; Viridiplantae; Streptophyta; Zygnematophyceae; Desmidiales; Closteriaceae.
AUGUGCUACCAGCAAUUAGACACCAAGCUCCUGGACACCCCUAAAAGCCAGUGCCGCUAACGCUGCUCCUGGACGAAGCUAAUACGUCGCCGUCUCGCCACGCGCGCUCGGCUCGUCUUACCCCAUCCUUAGGCAUUUCGUUACCAGAGCGGGGCAGUGGCGGAUCGCCGUUGCGCAUGCGGCAACGGCAGAGACGGGGGGCGGCGGCGGCGGAUUGCGGGCCUGCUAGCGCUGUUCGCGACGACGGGUGCGAUCGGGCGUCUCUAAUCGAAUGUCGGCGCGACUAGUUUCCGCGCCAUGCCGCUCCACCACACACACGAACGGUCGCCUCGCCAGUAGUGCGUCAACGUCUUAUGAGGUGCUGACACGUGGCGGAUUAGCGCGCGUAUCAGCACGUGGCGUGCUGGAACGCGGUCAUGACAAGUCGUGUUGGUCGGGCGGAAGAGUCAAUCAUAUUGACACCACCACACCCCUGCACUCCGCGUCGCAUCGCCACUCCUGCUCUUUCCAUCCCCUACCACCUCCCUCUCACAUCGAACAACAUGUGACGAGAUCGCUCGGUUCGCAUAUUCACGAAAGUGGAUGUUGCGAAAGCUUGACGACGGGUAACCAGGCCGUUAGGGUUCGGGUUUCCACCCACUCUCCGCAGAGCCCUCCUCGCGUCGUGCUCCAUGGCCGCCACCGCCACAGUGCCGCCGCCAUCGCCGCCGCGUGUCUCAGCGCCGCAGGGUCCAGUAGAAGAACGACACGUGGCGCUUCGAGAGGCGGUGGGGCCAGCAGCGGUCAACGGGGCAGCGAUCGGUGGCGAGUGCGCGUGGCAGCGGGCAGCGCGGGCGGCAGCAGCGGCGACGAUGGCGCCGGCAGAAGCGGCGCCGCAGACGGGGCCUCACACCCGCUGGCCGCCCCUGCGCCGCCACCCGUUGUCCCCUCACCCGCAGCGGCGGCGGCGGCGGCAGCGGCGGGGAGAGGGCAGCACGUCGCGGGCGCGGACAGGGAGGACGGCAGUGCAACUCCGGGGAGAGGGGCCGCCACUGCCGCCGCCGUGGGCCAUGCGGAUACCGCCUCUGAAGCAGCCCCGCAACGGGCGGGUGCGGAGGGCGCGGGGGAGGAGCGCGCGGAGGGUUGGCCCGCGGAGGAAGAUCCGGACAUGGGCGCAGAGGCGGACGAGGGCAGCAGCGGGCGGUUCCGGGAGACGCUGCAGCUGGUGGAGACGGCGAUGCUGGCGGCGACGUCGGGGCUGGCGUUCUUCCUGGCCAACACCCUGCGCGUGGAGGGCUACCUCGGGUUCUUCUUCCCGCUCCCCGCCGUCGUCGCCUCCAUGCGCUGGGGCGCCAUGGCGGGGCUCCACACCGCGAUGUCGGCUGCCUUUCUGCUGCUCGUCCUCGCGGGGCCCAUCAAGGCAAUCAGCUUUCUCCUGCUGCACGGCUUCCUUGGCUCCACUCUCGGUCUCUGCUGGGGUCUCGGCCUCUCGUGGCCCAUCUCCAUCCUCGCCUGCACAUUCGUGCGUGCAGCGGGUGCGGUGUCCUUCGUGCUGCUCUCCUCGUGGCUCAUCCGGGAAAACAUACUCAAACUGAUCCUGAUGAACGUGCAGGCGUCGCUGUCGCAUGUGUUUGCAGGCAUCAGCGCCAGCCUCGUGCCAUCCUUCUCGCUCAUCACCGCCAUCUUCACCUCGCUCUUGCUGUUCAACUCUGCAACCUUUGCCCUUCUCCUGCACAUUCUCUACACGCUUUUCCUGCGACGGCUGGGGAUUGCAACACCAACACAGCUACCCAACUGGAUGGAGCGGUCGUUGUAACACAUCAUCUCAACCGCCUGUAGCGUUUCAACCAAAACAGUGUCAACAAAUCAAGGAGCACUAACCGCUUGAAGAUGAUUGAUAUUUCAGUCACAUAGGAUUUAGCAGCCUGGGGUCCUAGGAUUGAGUUGUCAUAAAAAAAUAUCAAUGCAAGUUUGGUUUUUUGGAGUAGUACCUUGUUCCUUAUGUUAUGA